Messenger RNA from Camellia sinensis, 2423 nucleotides. RefSeq names its product protein EXECUTER 2, chloroplastic. NCBI's taxonomy places the organism in Eukaryota, Viridiplantae, Streptophyta, Magnoliopsida, Ericales, Theaceae. Gene Ontology annotation, cellular component: thylakoid membrane. The record is from RefSeq and is a predicted model, not a curated record. Gene Ontology annotation, biological process: response to singlet oxygen; singlet oxygen-mediated programmed cell death.
AAGUCUCUCCCCACCCAUUAAUCCUCCUCCUCCUGUACUCCCCAGAGCUAGAGAGAGAGAGAGAGAGAGAGAGAGAUGGCGGUGGCUAAUGUAUGGGGCACUGGACAUUCAAUCUCAGUGCCCCAAUUGAGGCCUUCCUCAUCAUCAUCAUCAUCUUCUUCUUCUUCUUCUUUUGAUUGCUUUUUGAAGAAAUCAGGAAACUUGAGGGCCGUGUUGGGUCGGGGUUUGACUGUUCCCAGAAAGCAUUUUCUCAAGACCCGCAAAAGUUCAAAGCUUUCUUGCCGUUGCAGCAGCAGCAGCAGCACCAACACCACCGCCAAUUCUUCCGAUUGGGAUUGGAAUCGCUGGACCCGCCAUUUUUCUGAAAUUGAACAGGCCGAGAACUUCGCCUCUGUUCUCAAGUUUCAACUAGAAGAUGCAAUUGAGAGGGAAGACUUCCAGGAAGCGGCAAAAUUGAAAACAGCUAUUGCAGAAACAACAUCAAAAGACAGUGUUGCUGAAAUAAUGUUUCAAUUGAAGCAUGCAAUAGAUGAAGAGCGUUAUCAUGAUGCUUCACAAUUGAGCAGAUGUACAGGAAGUGGGCUGGUUGGUUGGUGGGUGGGCUGUUCAAAGGAUUCUGAUGAUCCCUUUGGCAGGUUAAUACGUAUAACUUCUGGCGUUGGAAGAUUUAUUGGCAGGAGUUAUAGUCCAAGACAGUUGGUCGCUGCAUCUGGUGGAACUCCUCUAUUUGAAAUUUUUGUGGUCAAAGAUGCUGAUGAAACAUACACUAUGCAGGUAGCAUUCUUGCAACGAGCCAAAGGAAGUUCGACGAACUCCACAAGUUCAUCAUCCAAUUCCAAAUCCACAAAAGGGCCAUCCAUUUCCAAGAUCGAUGAUGCAUCUGUAGUAGACAUUAAUAGGAAUGAAACUAAAGCAGAGAAAAGUGAGGACAAAAGCAUAAAUGUUGAGGGAGCAACUGAGGAAGGGAUAACAAGUGUGAUAAAUUUUCUGAAAGAAAAAAUUCCAGAAUUGAAAUUAAAAGUGAUGAAAAUUAAUGGCACUGAAGAAGUUAUAGAGGACACUGAUGCUGUGAAGCAGUUGAUGCAAGAAGAUGAUGAGAAUACAACGCCCAGUGAAGGUUCUGAUGAUGAAGCUAGUAAUUUGGAUGAUAUUGAGCCUGACCAGGUUGCACUGGGAGAUGGUAAUGACGCGACAGAAAAUGGAAAGAAUUUAGAUAUGAAGGUUUUUAUUGGAGGGAUUUUACAUAACAAAGAAGAAACUUCUACUAAAGAUGAGUAUGUGCGCAUUCGAGCUGAAAUUAAAGAUAUGGAGAGAGAUUCUUUUGUGCUUCAUAUUCCUGCAAGAAGCCAAAAUCAUGAUAGUGAGGAAAGUAUAGCGUCUAAGGUUAAAGUGGCAGCUAUAGCAGCUAAAGGUGUUUCUGAACUUAUGCCUCCUGAAGUUGCCAAGACAUUUUGGGGUUCUGAUAAGGUAUCUUCAAAGGUUUCUAGAGAUGUGCGAGAAAUUGUCAAACUUGCUGUUAGUCAGGCUCAGAAGCAGAACAGGUUAUCUGACUACACAACUUUUAGUCGAAUUACUACUUCUGGAGGUGAUUUGGAUCCUUUUGAUGGUCUUUAUGUUGGUGCAUUUGGCCCUUAUGGCACUGAAGUAGUUCAGUUGAGGCGUAAAUAUGGUAAUUGGAAUAGAAAGGAUGAUACUGAUAAAUCUUCGGAUGUUGAGUUCUUUGAGUAUGUUGAGGCAGUAAAGCUAACAGGAGAUCUAAAUGUUCCUGCUGGCCAGGUUACCUUUCGUGCAAAAAUUGGAAAAGUGAAUCGCAACCCCAACCGCGGGUUGUAUCCAGAUGAAUUGGGAGUGGUUGCAAGCUAUAAAGGUCAAGGGAGGAUAGCAGAAUUUGGGUUCCGAAAUCCAAAAUGGGUUGAUGGUGAACUCCUCCAACUCAAUGGCAAGGGCAUGGGACCAUAUGUACGAGGAGCAGAUCUUGGUUUCCUUUAUGUUGUACCUGAGCAGAGUUUCCUAGUACUUUUCAACUGCUUGAAACUACCAGACUAACAAGUCUGUUCGAUCUGACACCCCUUGCAUAUGGUAUGAAUUCAAGAAGAGAAAAUAUUUCUUGUUUUCUUUGAGUGGAGGCAGUUUCACCCUACGAUAAUACAAUGUAACUAGCAUGCACGUUUUUGUCUUUUUUCUUCUCCUUUUUAAGUGUUCUUUUGAAGAUUUUGAAAAAAAUAAAAGAAAUAAAAAAGCGAAAUGUUUUUGAAGGGUUAUUUUGCUCAAGAUUUUGUGGUUUUUCUCAGCUCCUUCACCGGUAAUUCAAUAGGAUGAUGGUCUAUUAGCAUUUCUAAGUAAUACCUGUAAGAAAUUCACAAAUAGAUGAUACACACGAGCUACUCUCUGCAGCAGUCAGGUAGCAGGAUAUUCUUUGAUCA